UUUUGUGAACUUCGUCUGUCCAGCACAAAUUCAACAAGUCUCAACCAAAGCAAAGGCUGAUUAUUCUUAUAGAUUGAAACAAAAGUGCUUCAGACGGGAUAAAGAAUAUGAAAAGUGCUCAGACUUGCUUCUCAAUCAGCUGCACUUGUCUUUGAGAAACCUGAAGUGUUUGCAGAAGAUCAACAUGAAUCAGAGAAAACCUGCGAGAGGCCGUCAAAAUCAGCUCUUCACCCCAAAUCACAUUCAUCCAAACCCAAAACACCUAUUUCAGCUAAACGUUGGGAAUGACCAAAUUCACCAUCAGAAGCUGUCAAGCUCUCAACUCAUUCACUUUCUGAAAACAAGCAGAAAACUUCUGUCAUCAGCUGAUGAAGUCAAAUACAGGCCAAACAUAACCGAGUCUUCAUUUGAUCUGAUGCAGCAACAAAACAUCAGCGCAGCAGCGUCUGUGGAUCAGAGAGCCGUGGCUUUGAGUCGAGGGCCCAGCAGCAGAGGUUGCACAGACAUUAAGGUGGAGGUCAGGAGGAUUGACUAUGGAGAUGUUGUUUGCGUCUCUCUUUGGGAUGUUAAGGAACUGUGUGGAGAAGCAGCAUCCAAACCUGUGCAAGCGCUGCAGGUCUCUCUGGUGAAUGUGAGGCCAGUGAAUGGAGAAACAUGGUGUUUUGAAGCGAUCAGCUGGUUCAAGAGUAAAGUGCAGAACAAGACUCUUUAUGCCAGGCUUUACCCAGAAGAAGUAGUUUUGGUUGAACUCUUCAUGGAAAAGGGAAAGAUUGGUGCUAUGAGGCAAGGACGACCCCAUUCUCACUUAAAUGAUUUUCUCAAGUAUUACAGAAAUCUGUAAAGGUUUUUUUUUGUUGUUGUUAAAUUGGUGUGCGACACUUGCUAAUCCCAUUUUAAAAGUGAUGUUCCUGCCUCAGCAAUCUGCUGUGCUCUCAGACAAGAGUUUUACAGAAAUGAUUAUAAAAAUGCUGCUGCGGAUACAUAUUAUUGAAGACCACGCUGUGACUUAGACUCUGUGUGCUGCCCUCGUUUUAUAAUGGACAAAUAGAAA
This is a messenger RNA of Onychostoma macrolepis, 1051 nucleotides long. RefSeq lists its product as uncharacterized. Lineage: Eukaryota; Metazoa; Chordata; Actinopteri; Cypriniformes; Cyprinidae. The record is from RefSeq and is a predicted model, not a curated record. Bases 185 to 841 code for a protein of 218 amino acids. The transcript has 5 exons.